AUGGCUUCUUUUGCCCCUCGCUCCCCGCUGGCCGUCCUGCUCAUCGGCAACGGUGGCAGAGAGCACGCCCUGGCCUGGAAGCUCGCACAGUCCGACCGUGUCGACAGGAUCAUUGUGGUCCCCGGCAACGGCGGCACUGCCUCCAUCCCCAAGGUGACCAACAACACCUCCGUCUCCGCCGAGGACUUCCCGGGCCUCGUCGGCCUCGCCCAGCGCGAGCAGAUCAACCUCGUCGUCCCGGGCCCAGAGGCGCCCCUCGUCGCCGGCAUCGAGAGCCACUUCCGCAAUGUCGGCAUCCCCUGCUUCGGCCCCUCGAUGGCCGCCGCGACCCUCGAGGGCAGCAAGACGUUCAGCAAGGACUUCAUGAAGAGGCACAACAUCCCCACCGCCGCCUACGAGAACUUCUCCGACUACCACAAGGCCAGCGAGUACAUCAACAGCAUUAGCCACGACGUCGUGAUCAAGGCCACGGGCCUGGCCGCCGGCAAGGGCGUCAUCAUCCCCCAGACCAAGGAAGAGGCGCAGGCCGCGCUGAAGGAGAUCAUGCUGGACAAGGCCUUUGGCGACGCGGGAGACGAGGUUGUCAUUGAGGAGUUCCUGACCGGAGACGAGCUGAGCAUCUUGUCCUUCUGCGACGGCUACACAAUCAAGUCACUGCCUCCGGCCCAAGACCACAAGAGGAUCUUCGAUGGCGACCAGGGCCCCAACACGGGCGGCAUGGGCUGCUAUGCGCCUACCAACAUCGCUACGCCCGAGCUCAUCGCGAGGGUCGAGCGCGAGAUUCUCGAGCCCACCAUCGCGGGUAUGCGCGCUGAGUGGUCGCCCUUCAGGGGCAUGCUCUUCACUGGUCUCAUGAUCACACCCAACGGACCCAAGGUCCUCGAGUACAACGUCCGAUUCGGCGACCCGGAGACGCAGACCGUCCUUCCUCUCCUGUCCGCGGACACGGAUCUGGCCGAGAUCAUGCUGGCUUGUGCCACUGGGUGCCUGGACAAGGUCAAGAUCACCGUCGAGCCCAAGUUCAGCGCCACCGUCGUCGUCGCCGCGGGAGGCUACCCUGGUAGCUACGCCAAGGGCACUCCCAUGAACGUCGGCACGCCCGCAGCUGGCUCCGGCAUCACCAUCUUCCACGCCGGUACCAAGCUGGCAGGCGAGCAGCUUCAGACCGCCGGCGGCCGGGUCAUCGCCGCCAACGCGACGGCAGACUCUCUCCAGGCCGCCGUCGAGAAGGCUUACAAGGAGGGCAUCACGCUCAUCAACUUUGAGAACAUGUUCUACCGCAAAGACAUUGCCCACCGCGCCUUCCGCGCCGCUGCCCCCGCGGCCGCCGAGUCGCUCUCCUACGCCCAGGCCGGCGUCAGCAUUGACGCCGGCAACGAGCUUGUCGACAGGAUCAAGAAGGCCGUCAAGGAGACCCGCCGGCCCGGUGCCGAUGCCGAGAUCGGCGGCUUCGGCGGCGAGGUCGACCUGUCGCAGGCGGGCUACCCCAACGCGCCCAUCCUGGUCGGUGCCAUCGACGGUGUUGGCACCAAGCUCAAGAUUGCGCAGGAGAUGGACAAGCACGACACGGUGGGCAUCGACCUCGUGGCCAUGAACGUCAACGACCUGAUUGUGCAGGGAGCCGAGCCCGUCAUGUUCCUCGACUACUACGGCUGCAGCAAGCUGAACGUGGGCAAGGCCGCCUCGUUUGUCGGAGGCGUCGCCACGGGCUGCAAGCAGUCGACGUGCGCCCUGGUCGGCGGCGAGACGGCCGAGAUGCCGGGCAUGUACUCGGGCGACGAGUAUGACGUGGCCGGCGCCGCGAUCGGCGUGAUGAAGCCGGAGCUGCGGCUGCCCAAGAAGGACGCCAUGGCCGAGGGCGACGCGCUGCUGGGCAUCGCCUCCAACGGCGUGCACUCCAACGGCUUCUCGCUCGUGCGCCGCAUCGUCGACAAGGCGGGGCUCUCGUACGCCGACGCCUGCCCCUGGGCUGACGGCAACGACGGGACGACGACGGUGGGCGCCAGCCUGCUGACGCCGACGCGCAUCUACGUGGAGCCGCUGAAGCGCGUGGUCCCGCGGCUCAAGGGCCUGGCGCACAUCACGGGCGGCGGCCUGACGGAGAACGUGCCGCGCAUGCUCCCUCCCCACCUGGCGGCCGAGAUCGACGUGGGCGCCUGGCCGGUGCCGCCCGUGUUCGGCUGGCUGCGGAGGGCGGGCAACGUGGCCCCCGCCGAGAUGGCGCGGACGUUCAACAACGGCGUCGGCAUGGUGGCGGCCGUCGCGGCCGGCGAGGAGGAGCGCCGCGUCGUGGCGGAGCUCGAGGCCGCGGGCGAGAGGGUGUUUCGGAUCGGCAGGCUGGUCGCGCGGGCUCCCGGGGGGGAGGGGUGCGUGCUGAGGAAUCUGGAGGCGUGGGCUUGA
This is a messenger RNA of Thyridium curvatum, 2400 nucleotides long. RefSeq lists its product as uncharacterized. The record is from RefSeq and is a predicted model, not a curated record. Gene Ontology annotation, molecular function: metal ion binding; ATP binding; phosphoribosylamine-glycine ligase activity. Bases 1 to 2400 code for a protein of 799 amino acids. Gene Ontology annotation, biological process: 'de novo' IMP biosynthetic process; adenine biosynthetic process. The transcript has a single exon. NCBI's taxonomy places the organism in Eukaryota, Fungi, Ascomycota, Sordariomycetes, Thyridiales, Thyridiaceae. Gene Ontology annotation, cellular component: cytosol.